UCGAACUGAAAUUGACAACGGAUAAGAGAUCGUCUCCAUCUUCUCCAAAGAGAGAAGAAAAAUGCAAUCACUGCCAUAAUUUUCUUCAAUUCCUUCAUCAAUGGCCACCAAGAUUCUUCCUCAGGCCGUGAUUUCUAUUCCAAGAAUCCCCAAUCAAUGUACGCCGAGAAGAUUAGGGUUUUGUUCCGCAAUUUCUUGUACUCGGCUUUCGUUUUCUACUCUUUCCUCGAGUUCAAUCGGCUGCCAUUUUCACCAUACUGUUUCGGCGCCGAUGAAACGGGCGUUUGUUGUGAGAGCUGAGGCGGAUUCCGAAGCAGAGUCGGCGAGCGAUGAGAAAAAUGUGGAAAGAAGCGUUGGAGAAGCUCCUCAAGCUGUAGUAGAAGCAGUAGCGGUGUCUGAUGGCCAGCCUGAGGCGGAGAAGCCGCCGAGAAAGCCUCGAGUUAAGCUUGGAGAUGUAUUGGGGAUACUUAAUAAGCGAGCAAUUGAAGCGUCGGAGAAGGCGAGGCCGAUUCCAGACAUUAGAACUGGUGACAUUGUGGAAAUUAAACUGGAAGUUCCAGAAAAUAGGCGUAGGCUUUCUGUUUAUAGAGGAAUUGUCAUGUCAAAACAAAAUGCUGGCAUCCACACUACGAUUAGAAUUCGCAGAAUUAUUGCUGGUGUGGGCGUGGAGAUUGUUUUUCCGCUGUACUCACCAAACAUCAAAGAGCUAAAAGUGGUGAGCCACAGGAAGGUGAGGAGGGCAAGAUUGUAUUACUUGAGAGACAAACUUCCAAGACUCUCUACUUUCAAGUGAAACACCCCAAUGGAUUGACCAUCAACGUUAUGUUUCUUGUUAUCAUUCAAUAUUUGCACAUUAUUCUUCUGUAUAGCGUCAUUAAUUAUAUAUAUGAGCAGCAGGGGUUUCAUGAAAGGUAAUGUCCUGGAUUUGCUUCUUUACCAUUACUGAUCCCAUUACUUGGCUUCUUCUCAGUUGUUUUUCCUCAUCUUUUAACUUUAAGUUCAUGAAGUUGGGCAUCUCGAGAUCUUUCGGCUGUGAACAAAUUAGCCAUGGUUCUGUCCCUAAUCUUUGAAGACUGGAAGGUUUGGUCUUUCCAUCCUUCAAUCAGGCGUCUUUACUUCUAACUUUUCCUUUUAUAGUUUGGUUUUUACGUCCUUUGUAUCCUUCAUUCGAGUAGCAACUUCACAUGGCACCUAAGAAACUGAGUAGUUGUCCGAAAGAUUAGUUGAUGAGUCAUCUGGUAAUCGCAGGGAUUUUGGAACUAUGGCAAGUCAGAGCCUUUACUUCCUUCAGGUUCAAGGAGAAUCGGGGCGAUUGACACGAUCAAAGGUCAGUUUCGAUUUAUCUAUGUCUUUAGUGGUUGUUUGUAUCUUUGUCUUUAGUAUAGAUACACACACAUACACAUUAUUUUGAAUAAAGAUCUUAUUUUCUA
This is a messenger RNA of Cucurbita pepo subsp. pepo (vegetable marrow), 1430 nucleotides long. RefSeq names its product large ribosomal subunit protein bL19cz. Gene Ontology annotation, biological process: translation. Gene Ontology annotation, cellular component: ribosome. The record is from RefSeq and is a predicted model, not a curated record. Gene Ontology annotation, molecular function: structural constituent of ribosome. Lineage: Eukaryota; Viridiplantae; Streptophyta; Magnoliopsida; Cucurbitales; Cucurbitaceae.